Molecule: messenger RNA, 835 nt
Organism: Pseudovirgaria hyperparasitica
Lineage: Eukaryota; Fungi; Ascomycota; Dothideomycetes; Acrospermales; Acrospermaceae
Exons: 1
Coding region: 244-555 (103 amino acids)
Source: RefSeq, a predicted model, not a curated record
CAUCCAUCCCAUCCCAUCCAGAUCAGCCAUGGCUCAACUCGUAUUACGGUAUUAUCGGCGUAUCGCGAGGGGAAUGAGAGUGCCCUCUCAGAGCAAGCGCUGAUCUCGGCCCGGCGGGCGGUCAGCGAGAACUCAGAUACUGUGCGUCCCUCUCUCUCUCUCUCGUAGGUCCAGCACGGUUUGCCACGAUAGGAAAUAUUUAUCAUCAUAAUACAUAUACGGAGGUCCGCAUUCCACUGCCAAAUGCGAACACCUCAGACAAGACAAAGACAAAAAGUGCUCGGUCAGCUUGCCGUGUUUGUGUCGCGCAGGUUCGCCUCGCCUCGCUCCCCGACUUUUGCUUUCGUCCCAGUGAGUGGAACCACGUUCGUCGCACAGCAGGGCCUCUCCUUUCGUCGUCAAAUUUGCUUUGCACAACAAAUCCUGCGAAACACAAUUUAUUACCAAGCAACACUCCCCCAAACCUUCCAUACUCGCGAAGAGGAGAACAAGCUGAUUACACAAGAUGACGGACGGGGUUGCGGGAAGCGGAUCUCGCGCUUAGCCGGUCCCUGAACUUACCUAAUUCCUAUUCCCGGUCUGGCUGGCUGGCUGGCUUUCCCUUUCCGGACAGCCGAUGACGGCGUGCCUGAGGUUUCAAGUUGCAUUCGUCGUCCGCUUAUAUAAUCAGCUGCCACGAGACGGCACGUGCAUCGUCCCAUCUCACCAUCAACCUCACUCACGAACCUCAAACCCCGUCCCCAUAAACCCGCUGACAAAACACACACACCCACAACCUCACACACAAACUCCGCCUCCUCUAAUCUCCAAUCUCCAUCCUAACACACACACCAUG